ACAUUAGACAUAUGAUAUAUAAAUAAUACUGUUACUUCUUUCAAAUUGAGUUUGACCAAACCUGUGUGUAUAUAAAUAUAGUUGUCAAUGUUAUCCUAAACUUAAGUCACAUUCUGUUCUAGUGAUAUUAUAUUGGUUUUGGUGUUAGAAGUACUGAAUAUAAUUCCUAAUAGUCAAUAGUUGAUCUGUUUUCUCAAUAUUCAUCCCAAAAAAAAGACCAUUUCUCUCUCUCUCUCUCUCUCUCUCUCUCUCUCUCUCUCUCUCUCUCUCUCUCUCUCCAUAAACUCAGAAAUUGUCAGAAAUUGGUGGUACAGGUUUAGACAGAGAAGCCCAAAAUGAAGAUGGGUGGUGAAGCUGGUUUAAACAACAUGAGAGCAGAACAAGAAGUACACCAAGGGAAACUCACUAUUCAUCUUCUCAUAACUUGCAUUCUAGCUACAAUUGGAGGCUUAAUACUAGGUUCAGUCACAGUUCCAGGUUUGGUUACAGCCACAGAAGGAUACUAUGAAAUGUUCGGUGAAUACAUAUACAUAAAAGAAAACAAUUUCGAAUAUUAUUGCAAGUAUGAUGCAAGAAUGACAUUUGGAGUGUUCUUGAUAGUAUACCUCCCUGGUAUAGGAGCUGCAUUCAUAGCUUCUCCUAUUACAAGAAAAUAUGGUCAUAAAAAGAGUAUAAUAGUCAGUGCAGCCAUUUUUUGUGUCUCAGCAGCUCUAUUACUUGCCUCCACAAAAAUAACUUCUACUAUUAUCAUAGGCCAAGUCUUGCUUGGUCUAGGAAUUGGUUUUGGAGCUCAGGCAAUUCCUUUGUAUCUAUCAGAGAUAGCCCCAACACAUUUCCGAGGAGGCUCAAACUUCAUGUUUCAGUUAGCGAUUUCCAUUGGAAUGUUGACAACAAACAUUGUCAACUAUGCAGCUAGAUACCUCGAACCGUGGAGUUUGGAUAUCUACAAGGGCUAUACAGUCUCAUUCGGUUUUGUUGCAGCACUCGCGUUGUUGAUGAUAGUGACAGCAAUAUUCCUUACUGAAACACCCAAUAGCUUAGUUCACCGAGGAUCGAAAGAGAAAGGGAGAGAAGUGUUGGAGAAACUCAGAGGAACUGAACAAGUAGAGGCAGAGUUUCAAGACAUGGUUGCUGCAAGUGAACUUGCUAGUACAGUUAAGACUCCUUUUAGAAGCAUUUUUUGGAGAAAGAACAGGCCGCAACUUGUCUUGGCAAUCUUCAUGCCUAUGUUUCAAAGCCUUACAGGCAUAAAUUCUCUGCUUUAUUACACAUCACUCUUGUUUUUAAACAUGGGAUACGAAAGAAAGUCUCUCUUGUAUUCUUCAGUCAUAAUUGGAGCAACUCUUGUUCUUUCAACAAUGCUAUCUAUGACAGUAGUUGACAGAUUUGGCCGCAGAGUUCUACUUAUUAGUGGUGGACUUGUAAUGCUUAUAUGCCAGAUUAUAAUAGCCAUAAUCUUGGUGGGAAAGGUUGGAGAUAAUCAGAACUUGUCAAGAACAUUAUUCAUAGUGUUGAUAGUUGUUAUAUGUCUCUUUGCUCUGGCUUUUGGAUGGUCAUGGGGACCCCUUGCCUGGACAAUACCAAGUGAAAUAUUCCCAUUGGAAAUCAGAUCAACUGGACAAAGCAUUGCAGUAGCUGUGAACUUCAUUUUCACCUCAUUUGUUGCAGAUUCUUUCCUUCCUUUGCUUUGUGUGUUAAAAUUUGGACUCUUUCUUUUCUAUGCUGGUUGGAUCCUUGUUAUGACCAUCUUUGUUUCGAUGUUUCUGCCUGAGACUAAAGGUGUGUCUAUUCAUGAUAUGGCUUCAGUUUGGAGAAAGCAUUGGUUUUGGAAGAAGAUUGUGCCUGCACAGCAUGGAAUAUUAUGAGUUUUGUAAACUUAUCAUUGUAUAGAUGUGAAAUGUCAAUUUAUUUUGAAUAUUUAGUGUAAAUUAAAUAUUGGUUUUAUUGUAAAAUAUUAUUUUUAUGGCUGAUUUGUAUAUUUUAGGAAAUAUUUUCAUAAAAGAGAAAAAAUUCUUUUUAUGAAAUAUUGAAUAAAUGGUCUUUAUAUGGUAUAAUUGGUUUUGAAAGCAGAUUUUGUGAUCUUUUUAUGACAGGAAUUAAUGACAAAAUCUUGAU
Molecule: messenger RNA, 2115 nt
Organism: Cannabis sativa
Lineage: Eukaryota; Viridiplantae; Streptophyta; Magnoliopsida; Rosales; Cannabaceae
Product: sugar carrier protein A
Exons: 4
Coding region: 336-1865 (509 amino acids)
Biological process (GO): monosaccharide transmembrane transport
Cellular component (GO): membrane
Molecular function (GO): monosaccharide transmembrane transporter activity
Source: RefSeq, a predicted model, not a curated record